This is a messenger RNA of Austrofundulus limnaeus, 561 nucleotides long. Its product is annotated as ADP-ribosylation factor-like protein 3. Gene Ontology annotation, molecular function: GTP binding; GTPase activity. The record is from RefSeq and is a predicted model, not a curated record. The transcript is spliced from 6 exons. The coding region runs from base 13 to 561 and encodes 182 amino acids. Lineage: Eukaryota; Metazoa; Chordata; Actinopteri; Cyprinodontiformes; Rivulidae.
CCUGAGGGAAACAUGGGCCUUUUGUCGAUUCUUCGAAGAAUGAAGCAGUCCCCAGAGCAGGAGGUGCGCUUGCUGCUGCUGGGGUUGGACAACGCUGGGAAGACCACUCUGCUAAAACAGCUAGCAGCUGAAGACAUCAGCCAUGUCACCCCCACACAAGGCUUUAAUAUAAAGAGCGUGCAGUCUGCAGGCUUCAAGUUAAAUGUUUGGGACAUUGGAGGGCAGCGUAAGAUCCGUCCGUACUGGAGGAAUUAUUUUGAAAACACAGAUGUUUUGAUCUAUGUGAUUGACAGCUCAGACAGGAAAAGAUUUGAGGAGACAAGCUUGGAACUUGCUGAGCUACUGGAGGAAGAAAAGCUCGCUGCCGUGCCACUGCUUAUCUUUGCCAACAAGCAGGACCUGAUGACAGCCAGUCCGCCGUCAGAGCUGGCAGAGAGUCUCCACCUGCACACAGUUAGAGAUCGCAUGUGGCAGGUGCAGGCCUGCUCAGCCCUUACCGUGGAGGGAGUGCAGGAAGGCAUGACAUGGGUUUGCAGAAAUAUAAAAGUUCGCAAGAAAUAA